Molecule: messenger RNA, 2911 nt
Organism: Mastomys coucha (southern multimammate mouse)
Lineage: Eukaryota; Metazoa; Chordata; Mammalia; Rodentia; Muridae
Gene: Fam149a
Product: family with sequence similarity 149 member A
Exons: 14
Coding region: 1-2367 (788 amino acids)
Source: RefSeq, a predicted model, not a curated record
AUGAAGGUCGCUGUGUUGGACCUGGGGUCUCUGUUUGCCAAGAUCUUCAAGAUCUCAACAGCAUCCCCGGCGGUCUCCAGUCACCCUGGAGGCGCAGCGGGCACAGGAUCAGGGGACUCCAGCACCAGCACGUCGCUUAGAGAGACUGAGACCCUGACUUUGCUCCCAUCUCUGCCUCCAGACAACGCAGCCUCACGGGAGCCCUUCACCCCUGUGCACACUCCGCUCUCUGCCUCGCACCCCAGGAGCUCGGUAGCUACUCACAGGGUAGAAGCAGCAGAGUGUCCUGGAUCUCUGCCCAGCGCCAUCUCAGGAGCCACCACAGUACCGCCCUUAGCACCCUACAACGGCUCUGCGGGCUCAGUGGCUUCAGUGGCUUUACCAAGCCCAGGGGCUGUCUGGGCGACACUGCCUUCUGCCACCACCCCUUUGGGCUGCAAUAGCAGCGCAGCAUCAAGUCCACGGAACCCUCGCCAGCUGCCAGCUCCUGGAGAGCGAGAGCCCAGUGUAUGGAUGGCCCCAGGUCCUGUCCCCAAAACGCUGUUUUUCACCUUGCCGGACAUUGGAGAAGAAUGGACCUCGGAUAGCGACUCCCAGGAUGACCCAGAAGGAAGGGGACUUUCAGAAGGACUCAGGAAGCACAGCUCUGAAAAGAGCAAAGAUCCUUUACCUACGAAUUUUACAAGAAACGUGCAGAAGGCCAUUGAUAAAUUCGACAGCGAGUCCCCCUCAUCCUUUUCAUCCAGUGGGAGCCGCACGCCCACAGAUGCCCACAACUCAUGGCCUGGCUCUUCCACGCAGAGCUCCACCACGGGAUUGUCUACGGAGAGGAGCUCAGUUUCUUCUUGGAGAGAUGAUGAAUUUGACAAAGUCAGUGCACAGAAAGUCCAACAGCUGUUUUGGGAAGUUGAGGAACUGCUAUUUGAAGGGAAAGUGAGUCUCCAGACCCAGAAUCUCCUGGCCGAAUGCAGUGAAUGGGCAGGAAGAUCCCUUCACCUUAGGGUGUUAGGAAGACAGCUCAUCCCACCAACUGAUGAAGGUUUCCAACAUUUCCAGGGGAGCUUGCCUAGCUCUGCCAGUCACAGACCUUUACCUCAUGCCCCUGACCAGAUCAGCAGCAUCAGAGAGCUGUGUAUCUCUGGCUCUCAGAUAGUCCCGGAGAUACUCUCCGCCUCUGCCCUGACAGACCCUGAUGGCACAGAAUUGGCUGACCUCACAUCAUGUUCAUCCCUGAAGGAAGAGGUGUACCACGUGGAUGGAAACAUUGAAGAAUAUUUUGCCUUUGACAGAAAGCAGGAUGGGGAUGAGCAUCUUGAACAAAACCCAAGACUCCGUGGCAGGAAGAGGCAUCGACAUGGCCUUCCUCCCGUUUCCCCUGAUGACUGUAUCAGAGAUGCUGUGGCAGCAGAAGUGUUUGAUCAUGUUUGGACCAAUGUGGUAGAACUACUGGAAGAUCUCAUUAGAAAAACCUGGGAAUCUGCACUCACAGGUGGGAAAAAACAUAAGGAAAAACUGAAAGUAGCUGAGACUAGAUCUCCACAUGUGCUCAUGUCUCGUCUCAGCACGGAUGUUUGCAGUGUCCCCCCGUCCCGAAGCUCUGAAACUCUCCAGCCACCCUUGGCUCCCCACUUUAACCCACCCCAGUUUCCUCAGCUCCAUCGCUUCUCCAGCAACUUCUACAGUGACUUGAGUGGUGUGAUGACGAUUCAAGCCAAACCGCUCCAGCAGAGGCCCACUUAUUCUGCAGAUAGAAUGCAAAAUGAGCAAGAUGACAAACUGGCUGGGGGAGGGUUCGGAGCAUCCUCACGUCACCGACUCGGCCGAAUUCUAGAUGCCCGGGGACCACAGACUUCUGCCAAGAAGACACCAGUGCAUAGGAGACUGCCUUCAAUUGCUUCAGACCCACAGAGGCUGAAAACCCCCACGGUCUACAGCGAUGAAAUUCUGAGAGGAACCAAACUGCAAACUGGCAUGGAGUACCUGCCUUCCCCAGCAGCAGUGCCAACCUCCCGAAGCCGGUUACCCCCAAUAGGCUCUGAGGCUGGGGAGCCCAACACAGCAGCCUCCGGAUCCCGCCCUGUUUCUUACAGGGGAAGGCACCCACAAAAUCGUGUGUUCAGCGCAAUGCCUGACAGCAUCGAACGUUCACCCCUUCGAGAAAGGACCAUUGUCCUGGAACAGCUUUCAAGGCCCAGCACAACACACACAUACCAGUCAGAUACACCGCGAAAAGGCUCCCUGACACCCGUGGAGUUUGUUGCUCACACUUGGACAGGUCAAAGUAUUUUGACAGGUGCACAGUAUCUGCCUAAAUCUUAUCAGAGGUCAACCCUGACUGCAAGAAAGAGGUUCCAAGUGGCCUCGUGAUGUUACUGCUCCAGAAUUACGGACUUGCUAGGAGCUCUGAAGCCUUGGCCACACCAUUGGUCACGUGAAAAGCAGAGGAACAAGUAUUACCUGGUGUAUAUAGUCAUCUCUCUGGCAACAGGAGACGGCAGAAUACCUGAGAGGAACACAAGAGCAUAAGUAACUUCAUUUUGAAGACUUGUAAAGCAUUGUAAAGAGAAUAAAAUUUGAACUCCCUAACUUUUAUGGGAAGCAUGCCUGAUGUUCCUUGGGCUUUAGGCUUUGCCUAAAAGACCCUAAGAUGCCCUUAAAUUCCACCUUUAUAGUUAGUGUUUGCACACAGAUAAUAUGAGUGCAUUCCUUAAGAAGAUGCCAUUUUUAACUCUCUACCAUCACUUACAUUUCAGUCUCAAUCUUUUAAUGAUUCAUUCCAUCAAAACUAAAUAGCAGUCACAUUUGAGACAAUUUGUCCAUUUGAAAAACGAUUCGGGUUCUUCUGUUCAUUGUGCUGACUUUAAAAUAAUUACUGUGUAUUCAGUGUAUAAAGUGAUGGGUUUCAUCAUGA